Messenger RNA from Pieris brassicae (large cabbage white), 6208 nucleotides. RefSeq names its product ribosomal protein S6 kinase 2 beta (gene S6kII). The record is from RefSeq and is a predicted model, not a curated record. Bases 177 to 2498 code for a protein of 773 amino acids. The transcript is spliced from 14 exons. Gene Ontology annotation, molecular function: magnesium ion binding; ATP binding; ribosomal protein S6 kinase activity. Lineage: Eukaryota; Metazoa; Arthropoda; Insecta; Lepidoptera; Pieridae. Gene Ontology annotation, biological process: intracellular signal transduction; protein phosphorylation.
UGUGAGUGUGAUACGUCAACUUUUCCGAGUAAUAAGACGUUCUAUUUAGUAAUUAAGAUUCUUGCAUUUUAUUCAAUGGAGUAAUUACGUAGAUUUACUAGUUUCCUACCUCUAAUUAUAGAUUUCUAAUGUAUUCUUAAUUUGUGCUGGAUGUGUUUCGUUAAAACCUUAUAACAAUGCCUCUGGCAAAUGCCACAGAUCCAUGGCGAAUGCGAAAUGUUGGAGAUGUCUCGCGUGGUAUUGCAGCACAAGCUGCCAAUUGUCUUCCAAUGGUUGUCGAAAACUCUGGGUCGCGGCAGACUUCUACGACAGAGAGCUUGGAGUCCACCAUUUCAAAUAACAGUGACUUGAGCUUUGAAAGGGAAGUGGAGUUACAGGAUGUAGUAAAAGAAGGCCAUGAAAAAGCUGACCCAUCUCAAUUCGAGUUGCUCAAAGUGCUUGGAGAAGGUUCUUUUGGAAAGGUAUUCUUAGUGAGGAAAGUUAGUGGACCUGAUGCUGGCACUCUUUAUGCAAUGAAGGUACUUAAAAAAGCAACAUUGAAAGUAAGAGACCGUGAGCGCACAAAAAUGGAAAGAAAUAUAUUAGUGGAAAUGGGACAUCCCUUUAUAGUUAAACUACACUAUGCAUUUCAAACUGCUGGGAAACUAUAUUUAAUAUUAGAUUUUUUAAGAGGCGGUGAUCUCUUUUCAAGACUUAGCAAAGAGGUAAUGUUUACUGAAGAGGAUGUCAAAUUCUAUUUAGCAGAAUUAGCAUUAGCGUUAGAACAUGUGCACAAAUUGGGAAUCAUAUACAGGGAUCUAAAGCCUGAGAACAUAUUGUUAGAUGCAGACGGACACAUAGCUCUCACCGAUUUUGGUUUAUCAAAACUACCACCAAGUAGUGACAAAGCUUAUAGUUUUUGUGGCACUGUUGAGUACAUGGCACCUGAAGUAGUUAACCGAAAGGGACACACAUUUGCUGCUGAUUGGUGGUCAUUUGGAGUGCUUAUGUUUGAGAUGUUGACUGGUAACCUUCCAUUCCAUGGGGCAAAUAGGCAUGAGACCAUGACACAGAUACUUAAAGCAAAAUUGGGAAUGCCGGCAAAUCUCAGUGAGGAAGCACAGUCCCUCUUAAGAGCUCUGUUCAAGAGAAACCCACAAAACCGUUUAGGAGCUGGCCCUAACGGAAUUGAAGAUAUAACGAAUCAUGAAUUCUUUGCAAGCAUAGACUGGGAUGGUUUAUUGAAAAAAGAGGUAAUACCGCCAUUUCGUCCGGCGGUUUCGCGCGCUGAUGACGCGUAUUACUUUGACUCGGAGUUCACGUGUCGAACUCCGCGCGAUUCGCCCGGCGUCCCUGCCUCCGCGAACGCACACGAACUCUUCCGGGGCUUUAGUUUCGUAGCGCCAUGUCUAUUGAAUGACGACAAUAACAAGACGGUCACAAAUGAAAAUCAAAAUCAUGUCGCGCAAACUAAGACGUCUACUGAAGACUUUUGGUCAGGAUUUGUCAAUAGGAACAAUUUCUUUGAUGAAUACAGGUUGAUGGGUGAAUUAGGUACGGGAUCGUUUUCCGUUGUUCGUCUGUGUGAACAUAAGACAUCAAAAACACAAUACGCCGUGAAAAUCAUGGACAAACUGCAGUACGACCCUCGAGAGGAAAUCGAAAUACUCCUCAGAUACAGCCAACACCCUCAUAUAAUUACCCUUCGGGGAGUGUAUGAGGAAGGCGGACGCAUUCUCGCUGUGACGGAACUGUGUCGUGGUGGCGAAUUGCUAGAGCAUAUCACCCAAAAACGCUUUAUCCCCGAGAGGGAAGCAGCGCCCAUACUAAGGAAUGUGUUGCACGCGGUACAUUAUCUACAUGCGCAUACGACGGUUCACAGAGACAUAAAGCCCUCGAAUAUCUUGUUCGCAACCGCUCAAAAGCGUCCCGAAGAUAUUCGUCUUGUGGACUUUGGGCUCGCGAAGCAGCUCAGAGCUGAAAAUGGACUCCUCAUGACUCCGUGCUACACCGCCAACUUUGUCGCUCCGGAAGUGCUGAAACGUGCCGGAUAUGAUGCUGCUUGCGAUAUAUGGAGCUUGGGUGUACUCGCGUAUAUAAUGCUGUCAGGAAGGACUCCAUUUGCCAGCACUGGAGAUGACACACCGGAGGCCAUACUGGCCAGGAUUGAAUCGGGAAAGGUGGACCUAUCCGGUGGAGCGUGGCGUCAAGUGUCAACUGAAGCUCGGAAUUGCGUCAGACGUAUGCUGCAACUGGAGCCGGCGUUGCGCCCGCGCGCUUCCGAUCUGUUGAGGGAGGCGUGGCUCAGUCCGGGCCACGCCCACUCGGCCGCUGAACCCACUGAUGCCUCGUCCCACGAUACACCACCUGCUGCGGACUUGCGACGGGCCGUGGAUCUCACUUACCAGGCGAUGACGUCGGCGCCCUUAACACCGCACAUACUCGGCCCAGUAUCACAAUCGACGCUUGCGCAGCGGCGCAUCAAACCCCAAAGGACAUUCUCGCCUACACAGUUGUAAUUGGUAAAAUACCGUAGAACAGAAAAUAAUUUGACACGAAAUACGUAAAGAACAGUAUACGGUAACAACAAUUUUUUUAAAGAAAAUAUUGGAAUCAAUUAACUAUAACAAAAGGUUUAAAAAUUCAUUAUUACUUACCUCCUGAGAUUAAUUCCAGUUAACUUUUUUGUGUAACUUUCAGUUAACCAAACGAGAUUUUUUAAAAUAAAGUUACCUUUGAAAACGCGACUAAAAUAUACUCAAAAGUCAAAAGUAUUAAAAAAAACAUAAUGAGAUUUGUACCUUAAAAGUGGUACAAAUAAACGUGGUAUAAAGUGUUAUACCAAGAAUAAUCUAAGACUAAGCAAAAUGUCUGCUAAUAAACCUGGUAUAACCCCGGCGUAACUGUCCAUACUAGCGUAAUUCCAGCCGCCAUCCUAGUAUAAGUCUGACGUAACCUAAAACUCCGUGGUUGAUCCUUGAUUGUCAGUGUUGAUUGUAUUUGACGAGUUCAUUUUUAAAAGCUUUCUAAAUUAUAUAAUGGAAAUAAGAGCAAUAGAAGAAUUGAUCAAAUGGAUGGUUUAAAUUAAAUCUGAACAUGUCAUUUACAUGUUUUGAUUAGACAAUGUAGUCGUUUUUUCUAGAUACAAGUAUUUGCCUUCGUUUUCUCCUUAUUUGUGUUCGAAAAGUUGGACUGAUACUGUCGUAAUAUAUUUUUAAAAAGUUCCUGUAUUCGAACACAAGAAAAUAUUAAAAUUCAACAAAAGCGAUGAAGCGAGUUUCAGUUUUAGUCGACACUGAAAAUUCUACAUAAUUACCUUUUUUCUUUUUCCCAAUCAAUAUAACGUUGUCGUAUCACUUACCAUUUUAAUACCUUUUAAAACUGGUUAUGAAAAUCUAAAUCACUUCGAAUGUUAACGUCAAACUGACAGCAACACGGUUGUCAUAGACAAGUUACUGUUUAAAGUUUUUUUUUUCUUAAAGUUAUCUAUGAAUUGCGACGUUGCCGUCUUGUGCCUAUGGCAUAACGGGGGAAUAUUUAUACCAACGUAGUUACGAGUUUAUUAGUCAGAAAAUAUGAUCCCCUUAUUCUUAGUUUUAUUCUAAGCAUAACUAUUCCUAAUAUUCGUUUCGAAUAAGUAAGUUUUUAUUGGUACCACUCUUAAAGUAUAUAUUGUCUAUGGCUUCAAUCUAACCUUAUUUUAAUUGUAUUUGCGCCUUUUUCGCUUUUACAAUGCACAUAACAAGUCAUUAGUCCGUAGAACUACCGUAUUUAAACAUAUAGUACUGAUUUGUCUAUUAAUAGUUAAUGGCCAGUUAAGAAAUUGAAAAACAAUUAACCAUAGAGAGAUAUCUUCGAAAUCAAUUAUUAAAUUGUCCGGCUUUAAAUUUCGUACCAGAAUUCCACCCAUCAAUUUAACCUUAUAGAUAAUUUUUCGGACUCUGAGGUCGAUAAAUCAGUUGAAAACCGUUAACAAGGGAGAUUGAAAAAUAUAAAACGUAAACAUAUAAAAAAAAUAUUCCACGGUUAUUACUAUACAACUCGCCUGUCUCUUUCCUUCACAACAUUAACACAAGUUGUCGGAAAGGGACGGAACAUUCGUUAAGAAAGUCAAUUAGACUGGUUUAGUUUUUAUACUCUGGGGGACGUUCAAUAGCUAUUUUUUUAUUAUUUUUAGCCUUACUUUCUCUAUCUACUGAGAUUAGAAUGAAAUAUCCCUUUAUUCUGUGUUAGUUUUUUUUUAAAUUAUUACUUUAAUAGCACAAUUAUUGUAUUCCAAAUUACUCUUCAAUUUGGCAUUUCGGUCACAGACAUUCCAUUUGACAUUUAUGUUCUAUCUAUGGUAAAGGUAUGUCAAUAUCGUCUUCCUACAGAUAGAAGAGAUUUUUAUAGAAUAAAUAUAUUAUAUUUUUAUAAUAUAGCUUCUUACCCACCUUUUGAAACCUUUUGGUGCCAUUUUCUUUAAGUGCCACGUAAGCGCUUCACUAUAUCUUAUUUAGCCAUAACAAUGUUUCCAUUUAAUUAUAAAACAUAUACUUCUAAAUUCUAGGAUAAUUCAUAUAAUAGGCGUUAAAUAAGGCCUAAAUUAGUAAAAUUAUCAUGUUAUUGCAAAUAUUUUUGGAAAGUAUUACUAUCAAAAAGUUCAAAAAAGUAACUAAAUCAAAAUAUAAAUAUUUUUAUUUUACAAAUUGAUAGGAAAAAAUAAUUUUAAUCGAUUACUUAAUGAUGCGAUUUGUCGGUAUUAAGCAUAAUGUUAAAGUAAAAUUAAUCAAUAAGAAAAUUAGUUACGGUUACAACCGUUUAGUGAGUUCAAUGUAUAUUUUUAUACUUCUUAAAAUAAAUAUAUUUACUAAUUGCAUAUUAGUGUUUGAUGUUUAAAUUUUUACCAAAGAUCUAAUGUAUAUUGGCGCGUCUCUAUACUCAUUCACAAAAUCAGACACACGUCUGUAGUCUAUAUUUGUAUUACAACGUUGCUAUGGUAACGCAUCUUUUGCUUGUCACACGAGUAUAGAAACGCGCCAACAGUCAAUUUAGGUAAGUGCUGACUUCAAUGAGGUUUUUUUGCAACAUUUUACUCUAAACUUGAAUUAUUAUAGGUACUUAUUUUAAUAUAAAAGAGCAUAAUUUUGUGACUGUAUACUUGCGAGUAAGUACAAUAGUGUUUAUUUUAAUGAAAUAUGUGAUUCACAAACGACAAUUUUGUGCAAAAUUAUUAUUUUAAGAACUGACACGCACACUCCGUUUUGUAACUAUUUUUAGUAGCUUGGUGUAUAUGUUUGACAAAAGCUGAUGUAUUCUGCAAACUAUAACGUAUUCCUAAACUACUUCGUACAGUAUUAAGUCAUUCUAGAGAUACUCAUUGGACAUAUCUAAAGAAACUUGUCAUUGUAAUUCAUAUCAUGAAAAGUACACGCCAAUUAUAUUACAGAUUUGAGUAUUUUAAAUGUAUGUUAAUUAUUUUCAUACCAAAAUAGUAUAUUAUUUAUUUAUAGAAUUAUUUGAAAAUGUUCAUUAAAAAGCCUUAUUUGAAACAUAUAUUUCAAUGUUUUAAAUAUUCUUUUAACAAAAUAUAUAUAUGUUAUUUAUUUUUUAUUUACAACUAUUAGGAGCUUCACGCAUGAUAUAAAAGUAGACUUACUGAAAUUUGGUCAUUAAUAGAAGAUGCACAAAAUUAGCACAUAGAUAUAUUAUAUGUAGUGAUAUGUGAUGUACUGUAGUCAUGUUAUAAAUGAUGCAUUUUACUAUUGAAAAUCACUUUCUCCGUCACAAAAUGUAACUUGUUAAAUAAUACUAAGUAUUUUCUUACUCAAAGUCCAUUUGUAGGUUUUCUAUGGCAUUUUAGACUGUGAACACAAGUUGACAAAUUUUCAAGACUAAAUUGUACCAAAUGCAGGACCAGCUUAAAGUACAUAACUAGAAGAAGGCCUGUCUAUAUUUUGUUAAUAUGCAUAGACAAUAGAUAAUUUUAUACAAUGUCUGAUUUAUCUCUAAUAUGCAUAAAAAAUCAUAUUGAUCAGUGUGGUCUGAUGAAACUCAUGCAUUUUUGUAUAAGUUAUUUGUGUGUUACAAUUUUCAAAUGCCUUUGUAUAUUAACUGAGUAAUAUGGUAUACUCACGAUGUUAUUUUUUCACAUCUAUUUUUCUAUCUAUCAAACAGAAAUCAAAUUAUAAGUAAGUUGUUAAAGUAGGAAUUCCUAAGAUGAAAUGUAAUAUAUUGUUGAUAUUGCUUA